This is a messenger RNA of Lolium rigidum, 2719 nucleotides long. Its product is annotated as probable potassium transporter 2. The record is from RefSeq and is a predicted model, not a curated record. The transcript has 9 exons. NCBI's taxonomy places the organism in Eukaryota, Viridiplantae, Streptophyta, Magnoliopsida, Poales, Poaceae. Gene Ontology annotation, molecular function: potassium ion transmembrane transporter activity. Gene Ontology annotation, biological process: potassium ion transmembrane transport. Gene Ontology annotation, cellular component: membrane. The coding region runs from base 1 to 2280 and encodes 759 amino acids.
AUGCAUUUUCAGUGGAGGCAACACUACAAGAAUCUGGUGCUGCUAGCAUACCAGAGCUUCGGUGUUGUGUAUGGGGACCUAAGCACAUCCCCCCUCUAUGUGUAUAAAAGUACAUUCUCAGGAAGGCUUGGACAGUACCAAGAUGAACAGACAGUAUUUGGUGUACUUUCCCUUAUAUUUUGGACCUUCACGCUUCUUCCUUUGCUCAAGUAUGUCAUUAUUGUAUUGAGCGCUGAUGACAAUGGCGAAGGUGGACCAUUUGCUCUGUAUUCUCUCCUCUGCAGGCAUGCAAAGCUUAGCUUGCUUCCAAAUCAACAAGCAGCAGAUGAGGAGCUAUCUACAUACUACAGAGAGGGGUUUUCUGCUCAGCAUGGGUCUUCACCUUGGCUAAGAAGGUUCCUAGAGAAGCACAAAAAAGUCAAAACUGGGCUUCUCCUUGUAGUUCUAUGUGGUGCUAGCAUGGUGAUUGGUGACGGUGUCCUCACUCCAGCAAUCUCAGUGCUAUCAUCUAUGUCUGGGUUGCAAGUUCGAGCUACUGGUUUACAGGAACGUUCGGUGGUGCUACUUUCAUGCAUUGUAUUGGUUGGUCUGUUCUCCUUGCAACACCGAGGUACUCAGAAGGUGGCAUUCAUGUUUGCACCAAUUGUUAUCAUCUGGCUCUUCUGCAUUGGUGGAAUUGGAUUGUACAAUAUAGUUCAUUGGAACCCACGGAUUUACCAAGCGCUCUCCCCAUAUUAUAUUAUUAAGUUCUUUAGGACGACCGGCACAGAUGGCUGGAUUGCUCUAGGAGGAAUACUACUUUCUAUGACAGGCAGUGAGGCUAUGUUUGCCGAUCUCGGUCAUUUUACAAGUGCAUCUGUCAGGCUAGCUUUUAUUACAAUCAUAUAUCCAUGUCUUACACUGCAAUAUAUGGGCCAAGCAGCGUUUCUAUCGAAGAACAUGUUCCACAUGCGCACAAGUUUUUAUGACUCCAUCCCAGUUGUUGGAAGCCAGGCUGUAAUUUCAGCAACAUUCUCUAUUGUAAAGCAAUGCCAUGCUUUGGGUUGUUUCCCACGAGUGAAGAUUGUUCACACAUCUAGGUGGAUCUAUGGGCAGAUUUACAUUCCUGAAAUAAAUUGGAUCCUUAUGGUGCUAUGUGUAGGUGUCACAGUUGUGUUCGGUGAUACAACCCUUAUUGGAAAUGCCUAUGGUAUUGCUUGCAUGACUGUUAUGAUUGUUACUACAUUCUUGAUGGCAUUGAUCAUCAUCUUUGUUUGGCAAAAGAACAUACUAUUUGCCUUGUUGUUUCUAUUAUUCUUCGGGUCCAUUGAAGCUGUGUAUCUUUCCUCUUCGCUCAUGAAGGUUCAUCAGGGAGGAUGGGUGCCUCUUGUGCUUGGUUUCAUAUUCAUGUGUGUUAUGUUCAUUUGGCAUUAUGGAUCAAGGAAGAAGUACCUGUUUGAUCUUCAGAACAAAGUGUCAAUGAGAUCAAUCCUGUCUCUAGGUCCAAACCUUGGCAUCGUUCGUGUUCCAGGAAUUGGACUGAUCUACACAGAGCUGGUGACUGGUGUGCCCGCCAUCUUCACGCAUUUUGUCACCAAUCUCCCUGCCUUUCAUGAAGUCCUAGUAUUCCUUUGUGUCAAGUCAGUGCCGGUGCCAUACGUGCCACCAGAUGAGCGAUACCUCGUAGGCAGGAUUGGGCCUAGAGCGUACCGGAUGUACCGUUGCAUUGUCAGGUAUGGUUACAAAGAUAUGCAGAGAGAUGACGAGAACUUCGAGAACAUGCUAGUCAUGAGCAUCGCAAAGUUCAUCAUGAUGGAAGCCGAGGAUGUCUCGUCUUCAGCAAGUUACGACAUCGCUAACGAGGGAAGAAUGGCCGUGAUAAGAACCACAGAAGAUGCCGGCACCCCACUGGGCAUGAGAGAUCUGAGCGGCCUCGCCGAUUCCAUCUCCACCACGAGGAGUAGCAAAUCCGAGAGCCUCCGGAGCCUGCAGUCGUCCUACGAGCAGGAGUCCCCGAGCGCAGGACGGAGGCGCCGCGUCCGCUUCGAGCUGCCAAAUGAGGACACCAUGGACCAGCAGGUGAAGGACGAGCUGCUGGCGCUCGUGGAGGCGAAGCACGCGGGGGUCGCGUACAUCAUGGGCCAUUCUUACAUCAAAGCCAGGAGGAGCUCCAGUUAUGUGAAGAAGAUUGUGAUCGAUGUCGGCUACUCUUUCCUCCGGAAGAACUGCAGAGGCCCGUCAGUCUCGCUGCAUAUUCCACAUAUUAGCCUGAUAGAAGUCGGUAUGAUCUACUAUGUGUAGUAGGCCUAAUGUGAUUUUCUGUCUACAUGUGUGGAUCAAUCCGGUGGCAACAAAGCAUGUGCUACCUAUGAACCCACCCUAUGCUUUUUUGUCUGGAGUUCAUGCUGCAGUCUGUAGCAUGGAAUGCUGCAUCCAGACACCCAAGUGCUGAGAUGAGGGCGCUGUGCAUGUUAACAUCACUUCUCAGCCCCAAUAAACUGCCAGACUAUAAUUAUUUAGUUUAUGUUUCUUUGUUUUGGAUUUUUUGCAUCCAUGAUAAGUGUAUUUACUUCCUGGGGAAAACGUUGAAAGGAAUCAGUUAUGUCAUUUUAAAUUUGUUUCUCUCCAGAAAUGGCAGUCAUCCAGAUUGGCAUGCAACCAGUCUUUUUAUUCUUUUUAUGCUUAGUAGUAUGUAACAAGGUCAGAACAUCUCAAGUUUGUAGCACAUGUUCUAAGUUUA